AUGAGCGAGCAAGACGGGGGGCUACCCCCCGAUCCUCCCGAUGAUCUUUUGUUAGAUUCCCCAGAUCAGCAAGACACGAAUAUGCAAGUCACGGAUUCAAGUAUAUCAAAUUCUCACGAAAAUCAAAAUGUAAGUAAACCAAAUUUAAUUACCGAGCAGUCUAAUACUUUGAAAGACGGAAAUUCACCUCAAUCUCAACCCGAAAGGCAGAAACAGGUUUUUAAUUAUGGCCCAAACGAUCAGGGCCCUUUCCAUAUUUAUGUGGAAAAGAAACAAAUAAAUUUUUCAAGUAGUCUAAAUCCUUUAAAGGUCGGGGAUAUAAUUUUAACAAAUUUUCCUGAAUUGGACAAUAAUAUUUUAAGUAUCGAUACAAUAGAUAUUUAUGUUCCCAAAUUUAUUGUUGUCAAACAAGGCGUAAUACGAGAUAUUUCGACGGAAUUUUUUGAAGAUUACCUUAAAAAUAAAAUUAAAUCUUACGAACCCCAUUUACCGUUCGAAGUUUUAAACGUUAAAAGAAUUAAUCGUAAGAAUACAACAGGAGAAUCGCCAGAAUUUGUUCCAACAAAAUCAUGCAUUGUUAGUUUUAAAUCACAAACAUUACCUAAAUAUGUUGUUAUUAAUAAAGUCAUAAAAGAGGUAAAGUUAUACAAACAAAAAGUUCUACUUUGUUUUAAUUGUUUGCGUUACGGGCAUCUAGGAAAUCAAUGUAGAUCUCGACCUAGAUGCUAUAAAUGUAACAAAGAUCACAACUCGAAAGAGUUUACGGAAGUAGAAAAAACAAAAAAAUGUUUUAGUUGCAUGGGAGAGCAUUUUACUAUUGAUUUGAAAGAUUGUCCGGAAUUUCACCGACAAAAAUUAAUCAAAGAAACUAUGUCAUCAGCCAAUGUAAAUUAUCAUGAUGCUAACAAAUUAAUUCCCAGAAACUCUUACGCUUCUAUUACUGCCAAUCGUUCAACUACUGCUAAAAAUAACCCAAACGAAAGCAUUGCCUUUCAAAUGAUUUCCAUUCGACAACCAACCCGUAUGGAGCUUCGACCCUCAUGUUCGACUCAACCUCCUCCAAACUUCAAUUUCUUCGGAGAGUCAUCUUCACACCAUUCACAAACUCACAAUAGAGUCUUUAACAAAAAAUUAACAAUUGAGUUUCAUAAGCCAGUUAAAAGGCUGAGGCCAAAUAGUCCAGACCCAAUAGAAAUAACACAUCGAGAAAUCAUUUCUCAACCUAGGACUAUAGGUCCAAAUUAUAGUAUUCUAACCAACCCUAGUUAUGUUAAAAAUGUAGACAGUUCAGAUUUUUCAACUCAUAAUUCAGGGUUAACUUCAGAGAAUCUUAAAAUAAUUUCAGAAUUAGUGGCAAACAUUAUCUAUACAAUUAAGAGAACUAGUAAUUUUAUUAUUACCAAAACGGAACUAGAGUGUAUAAUUACCGAAACGAAAAGGAAAGACCAAGGAAAAGUAGAACUAGAAACUGAACAUUUGAUUUUAUACAGUGGAUUUGAUGGAAUAGAAAGAGCAACAGGAGGACUACGGGAAAACUAUGGUAUGAGCAAGACUAGGAUAGCAAUGGAAGAAAAAAGACAAACCAGAUUUAAUUUCCUACAACAAAAUAAUAGAAAUGAAGCGGAGAUUGACAACAAAAAAGAAUCUGGAAAAAGAGAUCACUGCAAGUAA
This is a messenger RNA of Diabrotica balteata, 1671 nucleotides long. Lineage: Eukaryota; Metazoa; Arthropoda; Insecta; Coleoptera; Chrysomelidae. The record is from the annotation of a GenBank genome assembly.